This is a messenger RNA of Bombus pascuorum, 1363 nucleotides long. It is a transcript of the gene Rab39, whose product is annotated as ras-related protein Rab-39B. The transcript has 3 exons. Gene Ontology annotation, biological process: Rab protein signal transduction. NCBI's taxonomy places the organism in Eukaryota, Metazoa, Arthropoda, Insecta, Hymenoptera, Apidae. Gene Ontology annotation, molecular function: GTPase activity; GTP binding. Gene Ontology annotation, cellular component: Golgi membrane. The record is from RefSeq and is a predicted model, not a curated record. The coding region runs from base 29 to 685 and encodes 218 amino acids.
UUUAAUCGUAAUAUAUACAUACGUCAAGAUGGUGGAACCAAUUUUUGACUAUCAAUUUCGCCUGAUACUUAUUGGUGACAGUACAGUCGGAAAAAGUUCGUUGCUGAAAUAUUUUACUGAUGGGAAGUUCGCAGAGCUUUCAGAUCCAACAGUAGGAGUAGAUUUUUUUGCUAGAUUAAUUGAAGUAAAGGAUGGAACAAGAAUAAAAUUACAGUUAUGGGAUACAGCUGGCCAAGAAAGAUUUAGGUCAAUUACAAAAUCAUACUAUAGAAACUCUGUUGGUGCCCUGCUUGUGUAUGAUGUAUGUAACAGAGCAAGUUUUGAACAUAUUCCUCAGUGGAUGAUGGAAGCUCGUAGACAUAUUGAGCCACAUCGCCCUGUAUUUGCAUUGGUAGGUUGUAAAUUAGAUUUAGUUACCAAUGGAAGUAGGCGAGAAGUUUCAAAGGAAGAAGCAAGAGCUUUUGCUGAUCAACAUGGUGUACAUCACAUUGAAACCAGCGCAAAGACUGGAGUUAAUGUUGAAGAAGCAUUUCGAACAGUUACACAGGAAGUUUAUAAUAGAAUACAGACUGGUGAAUAUAAGGUAGAAGAUGGUUGGGAUGGAAUAAAAACUGGAUUUGCUAGGCCUGGUGGUUUAGAUUUUAAUCUAGUCGAAGCAGAACCUGCAAAAUCCUCUUGUUGUUAAGUUAAAAUUUAAUUUGUUAUAAAAGCAAACAAUGUUCAGAAUGCAGUGGCACUAUUCAUGUUCCGUAAGUUUUUCUAAAUCUUGAGACAUGUAUAUUAAGAGAGAAAAAGACCGAGAGAAUACAUUCAAAUUUCCAUAUCAAUUUUAUUUUACAAACAUAAAAGAAAAUUCUAUUCUUUAAUAAUUACAUUCCACUGCAUUCUCGUUUUAGAAGAAAGAUUUACAACAAAUUUAAAAUGUGUAUAAAUCUUGAUUAGACAUUUUUGUACAUAGCUUGUAUAAACGAAUGAUUAUAUGUCAUUGAAGUACAUAGGCAUUGAACUAUGACUGUUUAUUAUCUUAUUUAAGGAAUAAAAUAUCUCAAUGUAAAGAAAGUUCAUGUUCAUAGUAUAAAUGUAGCUAUAGCAUUUUUAUGAAUUUUGUCAUAAAUUAAUGAUUUUGUUAAUGAUGAAAGAAAAUAACGAAUGUACUUCUUUGUCAAAAUCAUCUUUUAAAUAUUGUAAUGAUAGAGUAUUACAGUGAAUAUUAUAUAAAUUAAAGAAAAGUUUUCAAAAUAAAAGCGCAAAUGUUUGUAGAUCAUGCGUUAUACAUACAGAAGUUAUUUUUUGUUUUUAAUGACACAGUUUGUGAUAAUGUCACAUAUACAUGAAGAGCCAAAAUAUAUAUAUAUACAUAUAU